Molecule: messenger RNA, 689 nt
Organism: Neofelis nebulosa (Clouded leopard)
Lineage: Eukaryota; Metazoa; Chordata; Mammalia; Carnivora; Felidae
Gene: SAPCD1
Product: suppressor APC domain containing 1
Exons: 5
Coding region: 40-573 (177 amino acids)
Source: RefSeq, a predicted model, not a curated record
CACCAGUGGGCGUGGCUCCACCCUUCCCACCUCCGAGCCAUGGGGAGCCAGGGGCCCGGAGGGCUGCCCCUGGUACAGGCCCCCUACACAGUUCUGCUGCUGCCAUUAGGGACAAGCCGCCAAGACCCAGGGGCCCGGAGCUUCUUCCUCUGGCUGCAGAAGAUGCAGGCUCUGGAGAGGGAGCAGGACGCCCUGUGGCAGGGGCUGGAGCUGCUGGAGCACGGCCAGGCCUGGUUUGAGGGCCGUCUGAGGGAGGCACAGCAACAACAGCUGCAUCUGGGGGCUCUUGGUGAGAAUUUUCUAUCAGAUUUACACUCAGAGCCUGGUGGCCCCCAGUUAGCCCAGAUUCAAAAUAUGAACAUCUGUUUGCAGAAUCUGAUUCAGGAGAAGUUCUCCCCACAUCCCUUGAAUCAGGCUAGUUCCAGUGCCACCCAGGACUGGAAGGGAAGGCCAAGGAAGCAGACAGCAUGGCAGCAGCAGUUGUCAAGGCAGCAGAAAGGAGGCACUCAGCCCAAAGGGGAGACUGCUCAGCUGGGCUGCCCCAAUAUGCGGAGGGGCCCCACCCGUGUGUGAAGCCUCCUCUCGAUUUCCUCAGUUGGUGACAGGGGAGGCUGAGUCAGAACCCCCAGUCUCCUUAUCCUGCUUCUUGACUUAACAGAUAAAUGGCUCCAGGUGGUGGGCCAACUGAA